AUGAACUGGCAUCUUCAGAUGUUGCCGUGGUUGAUGACCGCGUGCAUCUACCCGUGUGUUGUAGGCCCGGAUUUCUGGGGUCUGGUGAAUCGAGACUGGCGAAUGUGUACUGCCGGUCAAAUGCAGAGCCCUGUAAACAUCGAUCCAUCUCAACUGCUCUUCGAUCCGCAUCUUGAACGAAUAUCGAUUGAUGACAUACAUGUGGAAGGCACGUUCGAAAACAUCGGUCAGUUGCCAAUAAUCACCAUAAAUGAGACUCUUUCCAAGAACACCAUCAAUAUCACUGGUGGACCAGCCUUGCCAUAUCGAUAUCGACUGCAUCAGAUUUCCAUGCAUUUCGGUCAACCGGACGGUGAACGAGGAUCCGAACAUACAGUGGAUCGCGUGAGGUUUCCGGCUGAAGUCCAGCUGUUGGCAUAUAACAUAGAUUUGUAUACAAAUUAUAGCCAAGCAGUCACGCAACCGCGUGGGCUUCUUGCGAUUGCUGUAAUUAUUGAUAUUGGAAUAACGACUGAGGUUGCACUUCGGCGUUUGACGGUGGCGUCACAGAGUAUCACUUACACGAGGCAUGCGAACCACUCUUCGCCAACUUCAUCCAGCCGGAUUGUUGCCACGAACUCAUCACUACGUCACGUACGAGGGCUCGUUGACGAUUCCUGGAUGUCAGGAAACGGUCACGUGGAUCAUUAUGAACAAUCCCAUCUACAUUACACGAGAAGAUGUAAGCUUUACUGCUUCAGUACGGAAAAGGGAUCUACUCAAAGUAACAUAUGA
This is a messenger RNA of Cooperia oncophora, 774 nucleotides long. Lineage: Eukaryota; Metazoa; Nematoda; Chromadorea; Rhabditida; Trichostrongylidae. The record is from the annotation of a GenBank genome assembly.